This is a messenger RNA of Dromaius novaehollandiae (emu), 753 nucleotides long. RefSeq names its product WASH complex subunit 1 (gene WASHC1). Lineage: Eukaryota; Metazoa; Chordata; Aves; Casuariiformes; Dromaiidae. Gene Ontology annotation, molecular function: alpha-tubulin binding; gamma-tubulin binding. The record is from RefSeq and is a predicted model, not a curated record. The transcript has 6 exons. Gene Ontology annotation, cellular component: WASH complex; early endosome; recycling endosome. The coding region runs from base 190 to 753 and encodes 187 amino acids. Gene Ontology annotation, biological process: exocytosis; Arp2/3 complex-mediated actin nucleation; endocytic recycling.
GGAAGUCUGGCGGAAGUGACGCAACUUAGGGGCGGAAGGGGUGCUGGACGCUGCUUCCUGCUCGGGCCGGGGGCGCGGCCGGCUGACGGCAGAAAUCAGGCUUUCUUAUGGAUGGAAGAAACACAGCUUAGACUGGGCUCAAUUAAAAGGAGUUAGAGCUUAUAGAAGGUUACAUCUGAGUUGGAGCUGAUGCAAGGGGGUGUAAUGGCUACAGUGGCCCAGAAGCACUUUCUGGAAGGGCAGACAUAUUCAGUCCCCCUGAUCCAACCAGACUUGCGCAGGGAGGAGGCUGUUCAGCAGGUGGCAGAUGCCCUUCAGUAUCUGCAAAAGGUUUCAGCUGAUAUCUUCAACAGGAUCUCUCAGCGGGUGGAGGCCAGCCGGACGCAGCUUCAGACAAUCAGUGAGAGAGUCACGCUCGCCCAAGCAAAGAUUGAGAAGAUAAAGGGCAGCAAGAAGGCUAUUAAGGUAUUUUCCAGUGCUAAGUAUCCUGCCCCUGACCGAUUGCAGGAGUACAGCUCAAUUUUUGCUGGCGCAGAGGACCCAGCUAAACAGAAAUGGCCAAGACACAAGAUUCAGGGCAAACACCGAAUGCUGGAUGAGAAAUCCCUGCAGGAGAAACUCAAGUACUUCCCUGUGUGCGUGAGCACCAAAAUUCACCAGGAGGAUGAUGCAGAAGAAGGUCUUGGCAGCCUCCCCAGGAACAUCAGCUCCCUCAGCUCCCUGCUGCUCUUCAACACUACAGAGAACCUGUGA